UGAGUAGAGCGAGCAGUAGGCGCACUACGAGUGUGUGUGGGAGUGUGUGUUUGUUUGUGUCUGAGAGAGACAGAGAAGGAGAGACCCACUGGAUAACCACUGUGUUGUGACUCCAACAGUAGUAACACAGAAGAAGAGCAGCAGAGUGUAUGCUCAGAGUGUACGCUCAGAGGAGUUGGAGGAAAAGUCCAGAGAGGAGGGAGUGAGUGUUGGAAAGAAGUCCCUUCACCUCUCUCCAGAGAGCAGGAGGUAAAGCGUCGGUAAGCAAAUAUUAAUGAUCUGACAAAGGAGCACACUCCAUCCCCGUGUCCGUGCUGAUCAGACAGCCUUUACCCUGGAGCCGCGCAACAGACGAGCUGGGAUACAUACACACGUGCGAGUGGAGUCCCCCGUCACUUCUCUCCACUCACUCAUGAUCAUCACUCCUGCCACACACCGACACAAAGGCCACGCUGACAUAGCCAGAAGAGUGGGGCAGAGAAAAGGACACUUGCCCUGUUGCAAGACUUUGUCCAAGUGAAAGUCAUUCCUGGAUUUUAACCCUGAAACUAGAGUCUUCCUUUUGUGCUGACCUUUCCAAGCAUCCCCCCUUUACCCCACCGCCUCUGAGGAGCAAAGAUGAGCUGCAGGAAAAGAUGCAAGCGUGAGAUCUUCAAGUUCGCACAGUACCUGUUCAGACUCAUCACAGGCACGCUCAACACCGACAGCGUCGAAGAUGAGCUGGAACUAUCGGCAGUCCGCCAUCGCCCAGAAGGCCUGGAACAACUCGAAGCCCAGACGCGUUUCUCGCGAAAGGAGCUACAGAUUCUUUACCGCGGCUUCAAGAAUGAAUGUCCCAGCGGGGUCGUCAACGAAGACACUUUUAAAGACAUCUACUCACAGUUCUUCCCGCAAGGAGAUGCUUCGACAUACGCACACUUCCUGUUCAAUGCUUUUGACACGGAUCACAAUGGCUCUGUGAGUUUUGAGGAUUUUGUUAUGGGUCUCUCUAUCCUCCUGCGUGGCACAGUCCAGGAAAAACUCAACUGGGCCUUCAACCUUUAUGAUAUCAAUAAAGACGGAUAUAUCACUAAAGAGGAAAUGCUGGACAUCAUGAAGGCCAUCUACGACAUGAUGGGAAAAUGCACAUACCCCGUCCUCAAAGAGGAGACGCCCCGUCAGCACGUAGAAGUAUUCUUUCAGAAGAUGGAUAAGAACAAAGACGGCGUGGUAACCAUAGACGAGUUCAUCGACUGUUGCCAAAACGAUGAAAACAUCAUGCGAUCGAUGCACCUCUUUGAAAACGUUCUUUAAUUUUGGGCUGGCUGUGGAGGAUUUGGAAGAGACCAUCAUCUUUAGCUUGGCCCAGUUACUGACUUGGACUCAUACUGUGUACAGUGUGCUAUGCAGACUUUUUGACCAUAGAUAAAAUUAUUCUUCAUUACAGAGGGCCUCAGUUAUGAGUAGGCAGUAUAGCCGUGGACACUCUGGAGCUGGUUGCCGCUUUCUUUUAAACAAAUUCGGGAAACUUCUAAGUGAAAUAGUGAAAAUGGAUUAAAAGGAGAUGCUUCAAAUGAAACCAUUAACUUUAAGGUUGAUUUCCGCCUUCUGUCUCUGGAGCGUCUUUGUGUUUGCCGAACUCAGAGUUCUGCCUAAGACGUCUAACGAAAGGCUUCAGACAGAUUUCGUCCUGUUUUAUUUACUGCCAAAUCAGAUCACUGUGACUUUCUACAGCAUUAGAAACACCCGAACAAAACAUCGGAUGUAACGUCACACUCCGUCUGCUUUUACAUUCCAGACCGGCUCCCAAUUCCAGAGUGUUCCCGCCCGAUUUAGUUAGCCAUCGUGGUCUGUCUUUCUGCUCUUUGAAGGAACUGUUUAGAGGGGGAAAAAAGAAAAAACAACACAUUUUACCAUUUUAAACUGUACAUACUAUAAAAAACAUUAUUAGAUAAGAACUCUAUGAGAAACUUUUGUUCUUGUUUACUUGCCAACUAGAAUGAGACAACACAAGGAUUGUAUUGAUGUCAAACUCGGACCAUAAUAUCGAUGGUUUGUCUACAGAAGCACACAGGUAGCUUUAUUUACCGUGAGUAUGAUGUUAUACAACCAUUUCUUUGUCAUAGGAGAAAUGCUGCUUUCAGUGGAAUUCAUUUAACCUCAUGUAUGUAUAUUUCCUGUAAAGUAAAAUCAUCCAUCAGUAUGUUUUUCUUUGGGUUUUAUGAGUUUACACUAGGAGCAGUGCUUGGGAUUAUUUAUAAGGUGUUCAGGUCAUUGUACAGUAUUACAUGAAAAGUCACCCUCGGGUGAUUUUCAGGUCUUUAGAUUUGUUCAUAUGAGUCACUGUUUUUAAUAAGAAAGGCCAGUGGGGUUUGGUUAUUGGUACAAACUUUGUAUUAUACUCAUUAGUUUGGGUUUUCUUGCUGUUUCCCUCCUCCUCCUCCUCCUCCAUCCUGUGGGAUGCAGCUGCCCACACCGAUUCAGCCUGAUUGGUUUGAUUGGCUCCCAAAUGUUAGCAAAAACUACUGGAUUAUUGAGAGAAGUGUCUCAAGUGUGUCUGAGUGUUUCUGUCUGACAUGCUCUCUCUUUUUUUCUUGCUCUUUUUCACAGAGACUUGGAUAUUAGACACAGGAAGUAGGCAGAAAUACGACUUAUACUUGAGAACUGUGGUUUAUGGUUAAUGUGCCGCAACAUUUAAUGGUUUAUCAUGUUUGUCCUUCGAAGUGUACAGUGUGUUUCUACGAUGUAUCACUGGGAGUCGCGAACAUAUGAACCUCCUCAGUGAGGCAUGUUAAUCAUCCAUAAUUUAGUAAAGAAAAUGACCCUUUUUUCUCAGCCCUGCUUCUUGUUAUUCAUGUAAAAGGAGAUAGUGUGUUUGGUUUUAGCUUGUUUAACUUGCUGUUUGUUAAACCGCUUGUUUGAGUGUGAUUUGUAUUUUAUUUGUAGAGACCUGAUGAUGAAAAGUAACUUUUAUCCACCACAGAAUACAAAAGAGCAACACGGUUGAUUUGGAAAGUUACAAACAGAUAAAAUAGUUUGCAGGCAAAACUUUUUUGAAUCCAUUCCAUCAAAAGCACAUCAUAUUUUAGAUCUAAAAGUACCAGGCCACCUACACAUUGCACCUACGGGAGCGGCUCAGCAAUGGAAACCCAAGCCAUGAAGCUCCCGGUGCACAGUUUCCGUGCUGAUGUUAACGCCAGAGGAGGUUUGGAGCUCUGCAGUUACUGAGCCCCGCUCUGCAACUUCACAAUCUGACGCUUCAUGGCUGAGCUGCUGUGUUUCCUAAACACUUCCACUUUCCAAUAAUCCCAUCGUGGAAUAUCUUGAAGGGAAGAAAUUUCAUGAACUGAUCUGUUGCUGCGGUGUCCUAUUAUAGUACCACCCUGAAAUUCGUUGAACUCAUUCGAACCAUUUGUUCACAAAUGUUUGUAAAGGCAGCCUGCGUGGCUCGGUUAUUGAUUUCAUACAUCAGUGGGACUGAAAACAGCUGAAAUAAAGAUUAAGAGGCGUGGCCCAAAUACUUUUGACCAUGUAGUGUGUGUUGUGCUUACUGGUUCUCACUGAAGAACAGAUACCUCAUGCCUCCUGGUGGUAGCAAGGCGGAAUUGCACAAGGCGAUUGACUUUAUUCUUUCUUGCCUGAAUGGCAUAAACUGGGAUAUAUAAUAAUAUUGUUGUUUAGAGUGUAUAGAGAAAAAAAGCGGAUGAAAAAAAAUGAAUUUUGUAUUUUGAAUCUUACUAAGUGUAGCUAAAAUGGAUACUGAAGUAGGAGGAUGAGCAUCAGUCGUGGUAAGUGCUACUAUCUCUUUCGCAACAAUGUUCUGGUUUAAAAAGAACGGCGGCAAUGAGGCGUAUGGAUGUGAAGUUUUCAUUUUAAUAUACGUCAGAGGGUGAUGUAAUAAAUUGCACUUGUAAACAAAACAUAAACGUUCACAAAGUUGAGCAACAUUUAAAGACAAUAGUUUACUUGGAUUUUUUAAAAAAAAAGGACAUUUAAGGUGAGAAAUGAAAUGCAUCUGGCACAAAUUUCCACAAAAACGAUCUUUCCAGUCAGAUUCCAGCCACUGCUUUCUACAUACUUAAAUUACCUGAGAUAAGUUUGCUUAUAAACCAUACAGAAUUAUAUUGUAUCAUACAGAGACGUGUAGAUUUUAUGAUGUUACAUAUAUCAAUGUAAAAGCAGGCAAAUGGAUAACAUUAAUUACA
Molecule: messenger RNA, 4184 nt
Organism: Oreochromis niloticus (Nile tilapia)
Lineage: Eukaryota; Metazoa; Chordata; Actinopteri; Cichliformes; Cichlidae
Gene: kcnip4a
Product: potassium voltage-gated channel interacting protein 4a
Exons: 8
Coding region: 619-1293 (224 amino acids)
Biological process (GO): regulation of potassium ion transmembrane transport
Cellular component (GO): voltage-gated potassium channel complex
Molecular function (GO): calcium ion binding; potassium channel regulator activity
Source: RefSeq, a predicted model, not a curated record